This is a messenger RNA of Epinephelus moara (kelp grouper), 880 nucleotides long. Its product is annotated as ATP-dependent RNA helicase DHX8-like. The transcript is spliced from 4 exons. Bases 60 to 569 code for a protein of 169 amino acids. Gene Ontology annotation, biological process: spliceosomal complex disassembly. Gene Ontology annotation, molecular function: RNA binding. Gene Ontology annotation, cellular component: intracellular anatomical structure; catalytic step 2 spliceosome. The record is from RefSeq and is a predicted model, not a curated record. Lineage: Eukaryota; Metazoa; Chordata; Actinopteri; Perciformes; Serranidae.
AGCUCUACACUCUGGGGGCUCUGGAUGAUGAAGGGUUACUCACACGUCUGGGCAGAAGGAUGGCUGAGUUUCCUCUGGAGCCCAUGUUGUGUAAGAUGUUGAUCAUGUCCGUCCACCUGGGCUGCAGCGAAGAGAUGCUCACCAUCGUGUCAAUGCUGUCUGUGCAGAACAUCUUUUAUAGACCAAAGGACAAACAGGCCCAGGCUGACCAGAAAAAGACAAAGUUUUCCCAGCUCGAGGGAGACCACCUGACCCUGUUGGCUGUCUACAACUCCUGGAAGAACAACAAGUUCUCCAACCCAUGGUGUUUCGAGAACUUCAUCCAGGCCCGCUCCUUAAAGAGAGCUCAGGAUAUACGUAAGCAGAUGCUCAGCAUCAUGGACAGGCACAAGUUGGACGUGGUGUCAUGUGGAAAAGCAACAGUGCAAGUCCAGAAAGCUAUCUGCAGCGGUUUCUUCAGGAACACUGCCAGGAAGCACCCUCAUGACGGGUACCGUACCCUGAUUGACCAGCAGGUGGUGUACCUCCACCCCUCUAGUACUCUCUUCAACCGCCAGCCAGAAUGGUAAGUCUUUAUUGUGCUGCUGUAAUACUGAAACUACCUGAAAGUAUACAAAAGUUGUUUCAAAAAAGAGAAAGUCAACAUGUUCUGAGAGGUAUUUUUAUGUUUAAAAAAAACAUUGGUGAGGGCCAAUGCCAAACAACAGUGUAUCUCAGUUAAAGGAGUGAGUUUAUGGAACAGUUGUACUGAUGAACUGAAAACAUGUAGAACGUUAAGUAGGUUUAUACAAAGGUUUAAAAUGACAUAUUGAUCAAAUAUGAAAAUGGAUGAUCAGACUGUAUACUGACAUAGAAGGACAGGGUACAGGAGCUUAAAGUG